Morchella importuna is the source of this 891-nucleotide messenger RNA. RefSeq lists its product as uncharacterized. The transcript has 6 exons. The record is from RefSeq and is a predicted model, not a curated record. Gene Ontology annotation, biological process: protein folding. Lineage: Eukaryota; Fungi; Ascomycota; Pezizomycetes; Pezizales; Morchellaceae. Bases 1 to 891 code for a protein of 296 amino acids. Gene Ontology annotation, cellular component: endoplasmic reticulum membrane.
AUGUCCCAAUUCGGAAACUUUCAUGACUUUUGUCGCGAUUCGACAUUGCCAGUAUGCAACCUUUUCAGGAAUGGAACGGAUCCGAUGGUGGAGAAGCGGUGUCAAUUGAUUGGAAUCGCGGUCAACAACAGUGAUAAUUAUAUAAGGAAUUUGGGUUCAAUUGUACUAGCUGCGCUCGCGGUGUGUAGUUCAAUAGGGUUGAUACUCAAGUCUGAAAGGAAAAAGGCCGCAGUCGGACGAAGGGAAAUCCAGAUAUUCCUCAUUGGCUACAUCCUCAUGUCAAUCACCGAGAUAUUCUCUGUCGGCGGCUUCCUCACAAACCAGACCAUUCUCGUAUGGUUCUCGGCCCUCCAUAUUGGCGCCAUAACAGCAACCGCAUGGGUACUGAUGCUUAACGCUGUUGUCGGCUACCAGCUCCUGGACGACGGGACGCCUCUCUCGCUUGGUCUGGUGGGGUCUUCGUUUUUGGCCUUCUUUGUUGGCACGACGUAUGUUGCCGUGGAUACGGGGUUCAACUACACAGGGGCCUUCACAAAGGACCCAGACAACAUUAGGAACUACGCGCUGUAUGUGCUGUAUCUGCUGUUCCCGCUCAUAAUGAUUGCGGCAUAUGUCAUCCUGGAAUCUGUACUGGUGAUCAAUGUGCUGGGAGAAAAGAUACCAAUGAGACGUCUCAGUGCUGCAGCACUCUCAUUUGCUGUCGGCCAGAUCUUCAACUUUGUCAUCAGCGUACAUCUCUGCGAAGCAACAAACGGAAAGAUUGACGGUGCUCUCUUUGAGACUGGGUUUACACUGCUUGCGGUGAUCUUGUUGUGGUAUUUCUGGAGCAGCAUCACGGAGGAUGAGUGGCCAGAGGACACAAUGCGGCCAAUGAGCGAGGUGUACCCUUGA